AUGCUAGGAUGCAGCCUGCAGAAUAAAGAGAUUGAUGUGUCGGGGCGGAUGUCGUUGUUGGACACAAUAGAACUACAGGGUAUCCGCAGUGUCGGAGUGGGGCCUCAAAAUGCUAAUGUCAUUGAAUUUCUGUCUCCGUUAACCAUUAUUUGUGGGCCUAAUGGUGCUGGAAAGACAACAAUCAUUGAAGCACUUAAAUAUGUCACAACUGGCGAGUUACCGAAAGGAAGCUUCCAAACAUUUAUCCACGAUAUACGAUUGGCUGAUAGAUCUCGAGUGGAUGCAUCAGUGAAGCUCAAAUUUAGAGAUAUCAGAGGGAGAUCUUGUGUCGUGACUCGUCGUAUAAUGCAGUCCAAGGGUGCUAAGGGUAAAAUAACAAAUAAAUCAGAAGAGAGUACGAUUGCAAUCGAGAAGGAGUCCGGCGAGUGGAAAAGCUUAUCGUCAAAAGUCGUUGACUGUAAGAAAGAGAUUUUAAACCUUCUUGGCUUGCCCGCAGCAAUUUUGGAAUAUGUGGUCUUCUGUCACCAGGAAGAAUCGUCAUGGCCGCUUGAUGAACCGAAAAAACUGAAAGAACGCUUUGAUGAGAUUUUUCAAGUGACUGGUUAUGUAAAAGCAGUUGAAGUUCUGAGGAAGGAAUUCAAAGAAAAUCAACAAGAACUGAGGAUUACUGAAGGCAGGCUACCACUUCUGAUUAGGCAGCAAGAAGAAAAGAUUGAGUUGCACAAUGAAUACAUCAUCCUGAAAGAACAAGUAGCAAAAAAUGAGAAAGAGAUUUUGCUAAAUCAAUCAGUACUCAAGGAAAAUACUGCCAAGAAGAACUUAAAAGUUGCAGAACUUGAUAAAGCAGAAAUGUUAAGGAGGAAGCACGAUAUGAUGAAAGCGGAAAAGCAAAUACUUGUCGAUCAAGUUGAAUGCUGCUCGGCAUUGGAUUACGAAGGAGGAAUCGAAAAUUUAAAACGUGAAAUUGAGUCGAUUACUCAUUCUGAUGAGUUUGAAGAUAUGGAACGGAAUCGUAAACGAAUCAGUGCUGAGAUUGAUGAACUUAAUGAGGAAAUUAAAGAGUAUGUAGCAAAGAAAAAAGAGAUCGACAAAGCAAUUGUGCACUUGAAAAGUAUUCAAAUGAUGCGUGAUAAAAUGACUGCAGAAAGGAAGCAGUGCUUACAAACCUGUUGGUCACGAUUUAAUUUAAGAAAUGAACAGAUGGAAACUCCGAAACAGUUGUAUCAUUUGAUUGAAAAGCGGAAAGAAGAUAUCAGCAAUUUUAAGAAUGAAAUGGAAGAAAAACAAACAAACUGCCAGAAAGAAAUUGAUAGCAUUUCCGGAAUUUUAGCUCAACUUACAGCAAAAAUAGAAUUGACGAAUGAAGAACGUAAACGACUUGAUGAAGAUAUUACUGUAAUAAAGUGCAAUUUAAUGGAAGCAUCUACUUCAUCUCAGAAGCUUGAUCGUUUGCAAGACGAAAUAUUGGAGCAAGAAAAAGAACUAGAAGUAAUGCGAGAAAACGAAGCACUGGGAAAUACUGUUGAGAAUUUAAGAAAUGAAAGGAACAGCAUUACAAACAAGAUAGAAUUGCUCAAGAAAGAAUAUUGUGUGAGAGAAAAUGUUGAAGAAAUUGAGAAUAAAAUCAAGCAAAGAAGUGGUGAAUUAGCGAAAUUCGAGAAAGAACUCUGCGCACUAAAGAACAAGCAUCAAAUUGCAUUACUGGAAAUAUUCAGCACCGAUGAACCUGAAUUCCCUCUUAGUGAGCGACUCAUCAUUUAUGCUCGAAACACACAAAAUAAUUUGUCAACAGCUGAAGAUGAAUUCAAAAUUCGUGAAAAGGAGGUAUCGCGAGCUCAGUUUGCUUUGUCACAAGUUAGUCGAGAACUGGAUCAAUUGUCUGACCGAAUUGCAUCCUGCAGGCGAAAGAUAACAAAGGUAGUUACUCAUGAAGAUGAAGUAGAACCGCGUUUGAAUGAAAUCAGAACACUUCUUAGGAAAUCACAACAGGAUUCAGGACGUAUCAAUGGUUGUGUGUUCUUAUAUGAACAAUGGGAGGAAAUAGUCAAUAUGAGGAAAUGUUGCCCGCUUUGUGAACAAUCGUACAGCGGUAUAGAGAAUUCUAAUGUUCUUAAAGAAAAGAUAAGGCAAAGGAAAGAAGGUUUUAAUAAAGAUGCUGAAAAACUGAUCCGUAAAGUAAAGGAUUAUGAAGCAAUGCAAAAUGAACUUUUAGAAAUUGUACCUUAUGUUAGGAUGUUGAAACAAUCAAAUAGUGAGAAAGAAGGAUUGCAAGAAAACUUUAAAAAGGCAGAAGAGAAACUGCGUGAUGUGGAAGUAGAAUUUGCGAAGUCGAAAUCUGAAAGAGACAUCAUUUUGCAAAAGCUAAAUGUGAUUCGCAGUGUUCAGAUUGAUAUAUCUUUGAUGGAUAACAUUUGGAAGUCAUUAUCAGAUGCGAAACACGAUAUAAAAUUGCUGAAAACAGAAGUAGACGCUUCGGAAUGUACGAAACAGUCACUUGACGAUAUGAGAAUCGAAAUAAGAGAGAACGAGAAGCGAUUCACAGAAUUGAUUAAUAGGAUUGAUAUGAUCCAGGCAGCAGCUUCUGAAAGAAGCAAACUUGUUGAAAAGUUAAAUGCAUCAAAAGAGCUUCGAACCGCUCUGUGUGAAAAAAUAGUGCAGUUUGAUUCUAUAAAAAAGUCACUGGAAAUAAAAGAGAAGGAACUGGAAAAAAAUAAGCAAAAUUUGCAGAAACUGAAGGAACAAAAACCAGUUGUUGAAGCGGAAUUACAAAUGAAGAAAGAGCAGCGAUUUAUUAUACAAAAUGAAACGAAAAAUAAGGAAGCAGAACUGUUAUGUUUGUUACGAGAUGCAGAAGAUGCUGCCAAAGAAUUAGAGAUGAUAGAUAAGAAACUGCAAGAUGCUGUUGAUAGUACUGCUGAUUUGAAGAAUCGAGAAAAGGAUUUGUUAAAAAUAGAUACCGAAAUUGGUGCAAGCAAUGCCAAAAUGCGUCAUUUGACGGGACAAAUUGAUUGCUUGAAUUCAAAACAAGAGCAUAAACAUCGAUUGGAUGACCAACUUCGGAAGUUGGAAUUGCAAGAACGAAUCAAAAGUUUAGAUAAGAGCUUAGAAGAAACAGAAUGGUAUGGUAAAGCAAUCCCAGAAUUGAAGGAAGAAUUGAGCUCACUUUCGAAUCAAGUCAAUGAUUUACAGUUGAUGAUCGAGAAUAAAAGAGUAAUUUUGUAUUUCCGGUGA
Molecule: messenger RNA, 3231 nt
Organism: Brugia pahangi
Lineage: Eukaryota; Metazoa; Nematoda; Chromadorea; Rhabditida; Onchocercidae
Source: the annotation of a GenBank genome assembly